AUGGUUGCAUUCAAAUGUGCAACUUUGGAAGAAAUUGCAUCAGAAAUGCAAUCGCAAGAAAUAUCCUUGGACAAGGAAUUCAACGAUCGUUUCUUGUCGGCCACAAUCGACCAGGUUAAAGGCUCAUUCAAUGCAUUUAUGAGCAAUCGUCGAGAUCGUUUGAUGGGACAAAUAUCUGUAGCAACAGACGAAUCGAUUUUUGUGCCGAUGAAAUUGAUUGUGAAAGCUUGUGAUUCAACCGUAACUGAAUCACUCGGAAUCACCAAGCCGAAUGAAACACUUGUGCCAGCUGUAGAGCAUGGAUAUUUAGACAAUUUUAAGGGUGAAUCGUCAAAACGUCCAGCAAAAAAACAGAAGAGAUUUGUUAAAGCGAAUCCUGUUUGUUAUUCGAGCUCUCCUUCCUGUUUCGGCAUGGAACACAAAUGCCCUAUUUGCUUCAAGCAAUUCGUAACAAUGCUCGCAUUGUGGGUGCAUCAACAAGAGACUCAACAUUACUUGAAUAUGGUUCAGAACACGUGCGAGCAUCUGCGGCCAUUGAAACUCUUCGAGCUCAGCCCGAGUGAUGAUGAAUUGAUGCUACGACCACGGAAACUACCUCCCGGUUCUAUGCGAGUGAAGCCGAUCAAAUGCAAAUUUUGCCCUCGAGAAUUCACACAGAAAACUUUCCUGAAGAAACACGAAGAGAAACAUCAAGCUCAAAACGACACGCAACUAAUCACCACGACAAAAGGUCGACCAACUUGUUUCAAAUGCACCGUUUGUUCGAAACAAUUCAGCAAGAAACUGUUAUUCGUCCAACACCAACAAACGCAUGUCAAGGCAGAAUUUAGUUCGAGAAAAUAG
Messenger RNA from Sitodiplosis mosellana (orange wheat blossom midge), 843 nucleotides. RefSeq names its product zinc finger protein 184-like. The record is from RefSeq and is a predicted model, not a curated record. Gene Ontology annotation, biological process: regulation of transcription by RNA polymerase II. The coding region runs from base 1 to 843 and encodes 280 amino acids. NCBI's taxonomy places the organism in Eukaryota, Metazoa, Arthropoda, Insecta, Diptera, Cecidomyiidae. The transcript is spliced from 3 exons. Gene Ontology annotation, molecular function: DNA-binding transcription factor activity; RNA polymerase II cis-regulatory region sequence-specific DNA binding.